GAGCAUAUUGAAAUCAUUCGCCAGAAGUACAAACGACAUGAGGGAUGGCUCGUGCCCUUUCCUUGGUGCGAAGAAUUUCAGUUUCAACUAAGCGAUAUUUAUAUACGGCUUCGUAUGGUCAGCAGAGAGAAAAAAGCGAGAGCAACAGCGCAGCAACGAGUUGUUGAAACGACUGAAAUCUUCAAACCCCACGAAGAAUGUAAACAACCCAGAAAAGUAUUGAUUGAAGGAAAGCCAGGCAUGGGAAAGACGACAUACUGCAAUAAGGUUACUUACGACUGGGCUAUAAACAUGAAAAACAAAGAAGACUGCUUUCCGGAAUUUGAGAUGGUGCUUUUGGUGAGAUGCCGUGAUGUCGACAUCGAGUCCGACCUUUGGGGAGCCAUUGACGAUCAGCUUUUGCCAGGUGAAAUUCUCCAAAAUGAAAGAGAGAAAUUCUUCGAGUUUAUUAGGCAAAAUCAAUCAAAGGUUCUACUGAUACUUGACGGAUUAGACGAGUUACCUUUAAGCAAACUGCCGGAGUUUACCGAAAUCAUACAAGGUAAAAUGCUUCCUCUAUGUUACCUUGUGGUUACAGCGCGACACGAGGCUGGGAUACCUGUGCGAAAAAUUUGUGACACUCUGCUAGAGAUUAAAGGUUUCAGUUAUGAAGAUAGCAAAGAAUUUAUUCACAAAUAUUUUGCUGGCAAGAAAGAUUUGGCUGAAAAGCUCUUGGACAAAAUUAAAAAUGAGGAAAGGCUUAAAGAAAUGACGGGGAACCCGUUAAACACAGCACUGCUUUGCCUUCUUUGUGAAGAAUUUCAAGGUAUUUUACCUGAAAGCAGAACUCAGUUGUACUUGGAAAUAGCACACUGUGUUCUUAUUAGAUACAGGAAAAAGAAAGGUCUUCCAUUCGAAAAUGAGGAUCUGAUUGAAAUCUACAAUGAUCAGUUGAAAUUCCUCGGCUCGAUAGCGUUAAACGGCCUGUAUGAUGACAACAUGUACUUUGAGGACAAAAGGCUUUCAAGUGAAAAUGCCGACGUACCUGAAUUUGGCUUUCUGUCAGCUCAACCUGGAAGCAGCAAACGAAGGCCGUGUCUGUGCUACGGCUUUACGCAUAAGAGUUUUCAAGAAUUCUUCGCAGGAUAUCAUCUUUGUUACCAGCUUGUUAGCAAAGACAUCAGUCCCUAUAUAUUAGUCACUGACACAAGAUAUUUCCGAGAGCUGAGAGAGGUAUUAAAAUUUACCUGUGGUCUGCUAGCAGUGCGAUCUGAAGAAAGUGCAGUAUCCCUUAUCCUCUGCAUAGCGAAUGAGGUAAACGAAGAAAAGGGAGAGAAUGUUUACCUGUUGCGCUGGAGUGCAUAAAAGAAUGCAAAAUUGAAAACCGCUGUUUUCAUAUAGAACUGGCACAUUACUUUGGCACAUGUCUGGAACUUCAAGAGCUUGAUCUUGCGGAUAAUGAUCUUUAUAAAUUGGAAAGUAUAGGUGAUGCUGAUGCUGCUGUGCUUGCUGUCGCGCUUGAAACAAACACAACCCUGACAAAUUUGAAUUUGGCUCACAAUAACCUUGGUUUUGCUGGUGCUGAGUCACUUGCUGCAGCGCUUAAAACAAACACAACUCUGACAAAUUUGGAUUUGUCUUGGAAUAACCUUGGUCCUGCUGGUGCAGAGUUACUUGCUACAGCGCUUAAAACAAACACAACUCUGACAAAUUUGAAUUUGUCUCGUAGUAAACUUGGCCCUGCUGGUGCUGAGUCACUUGCUAAAGCGCUUAAAACGAACACGACUCUGACAAAUUUGGAUUUGUCUGGCAAUAACCUUGGUCCUGCUAGUGCUGAGUCACUCGCUACAGCGCUUAACAUUAGCUCAACUUUGAGGAAUGUGAAUUUGUCUGACAAUAACGUUGGUCCCACCGUUGCUGAGUCACUUGCUACAGCGCUUAAAACAAACACAAGUCUGACAAAUUUGAAUUUGUCUGUCAAUAACCUUGGUUCUGCCGGUGCUGAGUCACUUUCUACAGCGCUUAAAACAAACACAACUCUGAGAAAUUUGGAUUUGUCUGGCAAUAACCUUGGUCCUGCCGGUGCUGAGUCACUUGCUACAGCGCUUAAGACAAACACAACUCUGACAAAUUUGAAUGUGUCUUGGAAUAACCUUGGUCCUGCUGGUGCUGAGUCAUUAGUUACAGGGCUUGAAACAAACACAACUCUGACAAAUUUGAAUUUGUCUCGCAAUAAACUUGGUCCUGCCGAUGCUGAGUCACUUGCUAAAGCACUUAAACCGAACACGACUCUGACAAAGUUGGAUUUGUAA
This is a messenger RNA of Porites evermanni, 2291 nucleotides long. The record is from the annotation of a GenBank genome assembly. Lineage: Eukaryota; Metazoa; Cnidaria; Anthozoa; Scleractinia; Poritidae.